This is a messenger RNA of Dromiciops gliroides (monito del monte), 687 nucleotides long. RefSeq names its product 40S ribosomal protein S15a-like. Gene Ontology annotation, molecular function: structural constituent of ribosome. Gene Ontology annotation, biological process: translation. The transcript has a single exon. Lineage: Eukaryota; Metazoa; Chordata; Mammalia; Microbiotheria; Microbiotheriidae. The record is from RefSeq and is a predicted model, not a curated record. Bases 1 to 336 code for a protein of 111 amino acids. Gene Ontology annotation, cellular component: ribosome; cytosolic small ribosomal subunit.
AUGAAUGUCCUGGCAAAUACUCUCAAAAGCAUCAACAAUGCAGAAAAAUGCCAGGUUCUCAUUAGGUCGUGCUCUAAAGUAAUCCUCAGGUUCUUAACUGUGAUGAUGAAGCACGGUUACAUUGGUGAAUUUGAGAUCAUUGAUGAUCACAGAGCAGGAAAAAUUGUUGUGAACCUCACAGGCAGAUUAAACAAAUGUGGUGUAAUCAGCCCCAGAUUUGAUGUUCAAUUGAAAGAUGUGGAAAGGUGGCAGAAUAAUCCCUACCAUCCCAUCAGUUUUGGGUUUAUUGUGCUUACAACCGCAGAUGGCAUCAUGGACCAUGAGGAAGCAAAAUGAAAACACACAGGAGGAAAAAUCCUGGGAUUCUUUUUCUAAAGGUGUAAAACAUACAUACAAAUAAAAUGCUCCAAUGGACCGUGAAAAAAAAAAGUUUAUAGAGGAUAGUGAAAGGUUAAUGAGCAAUAAACAUUUCAAAGAGAUGGGGAUAAAAACAAGUUUACAGAAAGGAUGAAAAGAGAUCCAAUGUCAGAUCAAAACCAGGGUACUUUAGGAUGAAACUAGAAGGAUAACAGAUAGAUGAAAAAUGGAAGAGAUAUUAUCAUAAGGAUUUUGUAAAUUCUCCCUUAUUACCCCCUUCUCCCCAAAUUAGUAACAGCUGAACUAUGAUCUUGGCACUGAUAUACCAAA